Molecule: messenger RNA, 1122 nt
Organism: Gastrolobium bilobum
Lineage: Eukaryota; Viridiplantae; Streptophyta; Magnoliopsida; Fabales; Fabaceae
Exons: 1
Coding region: 1-1122 (373 amino acids)
Source: RefSeq, a predicted model, not a curated record
AUGGAUAAUAGAAGCUUAAGGCAAUUGACUGCACCUGAUGUUAAGUAUCAGUCUUUUUGCAUUCGUUAUCUUGAUACUGGUUUUAAACUUAAGUCUGGUCUUAUCCAUUUGCUUCCCAAGUUUCAUGGUCUUGCAGGUGAAGAUCCAUAUAAGUAUUUGAAAGAGUUUCAUGUAGUCUGCAACACAAUGAAACCGCAAGGAGUUGAUGAGGAGCAGGUCAAACUGAGAGCCUUUCCUUUUUCCCUUGAUGGAGGAACUAAGGAUUGGCUGUACUACCUUCAGCCUUCAUCUAUCGAAACUUGGAAUGACAUGGCCAGAUUGUUUUUGGAGAAGUUUUUUCCGUCCUCAAGAGCCACUUCAAUCAGAAAGGAGAUAAGUGGCAUAAAACAAGCAAAUGAGGAAAACUUGCAUGAGUACUGGGAGCGGUUUAAAAGACUUUGUGCAAGUUGUCCACAUCACCAGAUUCCGGAGCAAUUGCUGAUUGUCUACUUCUAUGAGGGAUUGCUACAUAUGGAUAGGAACCUGAUUGAUGCUGCCAGUGGAGGAGUUCUUGUUAACAAAACACCCAAUGAAGCUAAGGCGUUGAUCUCAAACAUGGCUGCAAAUGCUCAACAGUUUGGAACGAGAGCCAAUAGCAGUGUUGUGUACCAGGUGCAAGAAACUCCGACCCAGCCUUCAGCAGUGGCAUCAAGUGCUGACAAUCAGCAAAUUGAAAAUAGACUUGAUGAAUUGGCAACCAUGGUGAGACAGUUGGCAGUUACCCAGACAGUCCAGACUUCUGUUCCACAGUUCGGCAAUCCAUGUGGCAUAUGCAGUGAUCAUUUUCACUCCACUGAUGCUUGCCCUUCUCUACAAGAGGGCUCCAUUCCUGCAGACCAGUCAGUAGCUGCAGCCUUUCCUGGGAAACCACAGUUCCAGCAGCAGCAGAGUAAUCCAUUCUCCAACACUUACAAUCCUGGCUGGAAGAAUCAUCCCAACCUCAAAUGGAACCAGAAUCAGCAAAAUGUUCCAUAUCAGCAGAGUCAACAAAUUUUCCAUACCAACAGAAGCAGCAGUUCAUUCCACAGCAGAGACAAAACUUCCAGCAACCUGCUCCUCAACAGUUACAACAACAACCACUAG